Ilex paraguariensis (yerba mate) is the source of this 749-nucleotide messenger RNA. Lineage: Eukaryota; Viridiplantae; Streptophyta; Magnoliopsida; Aquifoliales; Aquifoliaceae. The record is from the annotation of a GenBank genome assembly.
UCACAUUGUUAAUAUAUGUAUGGAUUGUUUCAUUAAGCAAUCAAUAUAUACGAAACUCCAAACAAGUUCAUCACGAUUCUUGCAGAGAGAGAGAGAGAGAGAGAAGACAGGAAAAGAAAGAGAGAUCAAUGGCUGCAAAAGCAAGCAUUAUGCCAAUAGUUGGCAAGAUAUACUGUUCAUCUUCAAAUGUAGUUCUUGGUGUCCGAACGAGGCCACGUGUUGCUAAUGGAGGCGGUUUGGUGGUCACAGAUUGUAGCCAGAAGGUUGUUUUCAGGGUAGAAGGUUGUGGAACUCUUGGCAAAAAAACAGAGCUGAUUUUAAGAGACGGCAACGGAAAUGCUUUGCUUCUCAUCCGCCGAAAGGGAGGAAUAGUUGAAGCGCUAAGCAUCUACAAGCAAUGGAAAAGCUACACCACCGACUAUGAAGGAUCUCAAAAGUUGGUUUUCAGCUUGAAAGAACCCAACUCAUUUAUCGUACAGAACAAUCCUAUCAGGAUCACCAUUGAACCGAUGGAGCAGAACAAACACUCCAGUUAUGAGAUCAAGGGGUGUUUCUCUGAAAAAGAUUGCAGCAUCGUGGACUCCAGAGGCAACAUAAUAGCACAGGUUGGAAUGGAGGAGGAGUUGAAGGAAGUGAUGGCGAGCAAGGAUCUAUAUCAUGUGCUGGUGAAGCCUGGCAUUGAUCAGGCCUUUAUUUUUGGAGUCAUUGCCAUUCUUGACUACAUAUAUGAUGGAUCUACCAGAUGCUGA